AUGGUUGCUGUGCUGGUCAUCGCCGGGGGCGAGGCGAAAGGAGGAGCAGGAGCAGGAGCAGGAGCAGGAGCAGGAGGAAGCGGCAGCCAAGGAGGAGGAUGGACGAGCCAUCGCCGCAGGUUUGCUCUCCCUCUUGCCAUGACCGAGCCUAUGCUACUCAACCAGGGGGAGAACUCCAAGAGCAAGAAGCUCGCAGCAUCAAUGAACGAUGAGAGGAUCGUCCUGCGAAAUGCGCACAGCCAGGAGCAAAUUAGCAUCGAGGACAAGUCACAUCCUCCAAAGGGUCCAGGGCGAGCCGUUCUCCCUGAUCGUGCCAUCGUGGCACUGUUUCCCGUUGGCACGCAGCUUGCUAACGGGCUGCGGCACCUGAGCACGUGCAGCAUUCUUGCGGAGAAGUCGGGCAGAGAGCUGCUUGUAGACCCGUCAAAGUCCAUCUGCGCAGCUUUCUUCGCGCGGUUCCUUCCGAGCUGCUUCAGGCAGGAAUCGGCCUACGACUUUCUGAGCCAAGAUGUUCGUACAAACUGGCAUCCCAUCGUAGAGGUAGAGCUUCACUUGGACAUGUUCUUUUCGAGUGAAGACACUCAGGGGAGCUGCAACAUUUCGAAGCUGGAAAGCAACAGGACGGCGAUUUCUUCCAUCUACGCUGUGAUAGCACAAUUGCCCUUGCAGACGGUUGAGGAGUCCCUGACAGUGCCAGUUCAGAUCAAGCCCCUGGGAAUGAGGGACAGUGAGUACAUCCGUGCGAAGAUAGAGUUCUACGGGUCCCUAUCCCCUCUUUGCUAUGCAGCCGAUCCUGACUUGCCCAUGGGCUACAUAGAGAACAUGCGGGCGACGCUCGAAGCAGAUGAUGAGAACAAGAAGAAAGCCGGGCUGAACACCCAGCUCAAAGACUUCUUGAAGAUCCUGGGCCAUACAGUGCAGAGGUACAAGAAGGACAACAAGGCCCUCUUCGAGAUGCUGCUGCUGGGGAGCUGCGACCUCAUCAUCGGGAGUACCUCCUCCACGUUCAGCUACGAAGCAGCGUUCAUCAACGGGGGAACGGACAUCAUGCUCUGCCAUGAAGGGGUAUGGCAGACUUGGCACAUCGGGAGUGUGUGA
Messenger RNA from Guillardia theta CCMP2712, 1098 nucleotides. RefSeq lists its product as hypothetical. The transcript is spliced from 11 exons. Lineage: Eukaryota; Cryptophyceae; Pyrenomonadales; Geminigeraceae. The record is from RefSeq and is a predicted model, not a curated record. The coding region runs from base 1 to 1098 and encodes 365 amino acids.